This is a messenger RNA of Lactuca virosa, 1094 nucleotides long. Lineage: Eukaryota; Viridiplantae; Streptophyta; Magnoliopsida; Asterales; Asteraceae. The record is from the annotation of a GenBank genome assembly.
GUAACCAAUACGUGUAAAUAGGCACAUCCAUAGCUUCAGGCAACCAUUUGCCCAACAACUAUUAAAACCCUUCUUUCAAAACCACCCUCUCUAGUUUACCCUCAUAGCCCCUGUUCAAUAUUCUCCAUCAAAUAUGACUACCGUUUCUCAAAUCCAAACCGUUCCUCCAUUUCAUCUGGAUGAUACGACAGCUGCGAGAGGGUAUAGUCCACAAAACUUGCAGUUCUAUACAGCACCAUCGAGCCCUAUGCAGCUUGACAGCGAUGAAUUUGAAUUUGAGAUCACUAACCAGAUGUUUUCUAGUCGUUGUGAGUUUCAACAAACAUAUCCUGCCUUCGCGUGGGCAAAGCGGAACUAUAACACAGAGCAAAAGUAUUGGCUACCAGCUCGAGCCAAGUCUUUUGGUAGUGGACAUGUUUUGCCUUUAAAACUCCCACCACGACUUCAGACAUCGGUUUCUUCAUCACCAAGGUCUCCAAACUCGCUCGUGAGAUUCCCUUUUUCUCGGCCAUGUGCUUGGAACGAUGAUUUUGAUCCUUUCCAGUUUGCUUUGGAGAAAGUUAGCGAAGAGACACGGGCAAGGAUGAGUUUCCAUAGACGGUCACAUUCAUAUUCUGCUUAUCGAACCAGCAGUGUCUCACACUGGCUGGAAGACAAACAAGGGUUAAAUCUCAGCCACGAUGGUUCCAGAAUUUUCAAUCAAGGUGAAUACCGUGGCUUCCAUGUAGGUCUACCCAUGAAGCCCAUCGAACAGUUGAAACCAAGGGGACCAACACUAGCGAAGUUGAUGAAGCGCAAAGAGUCGGCAGGGGUUCCUAAAGAAUCGACGGUCAAACCAAGAUCAAAGUCAAAUCCAAUGAUUCGAACUAGAAAUGUGUGGAUGGGGGCAGAUGUAGACCAUGAGGUGAUGAAGACCCGAAAUGAUUCAAGGCCCUGUGCAGAAUCAAAGAGGGAGAGAGUGAUGUCAUUUUUGUUCAAGUUGAAAAAGGGUACGAAUUAUGAAAGCAAAAGCGGUUGGAAACUACGUCGUUGCUUAGGGUAUGGCCUUGGAAGUCCACCAUCUAUGAAGUAAAUAAAUAGGCCUACAAUUUCAA